This is a messenger RNA of Drosophila busckii, 1106 nucleotides long. RefSeq lists its product as uncharacterized. The record is from RefSeq and is a predicted model, not a curated record. The coding region runs from base 199 to 858 and encodes 219 amino acids. NCBI's taxonomy places the organism in Eukaryota, Metazoa, Arthropoda, Insecta, Diptera, Drosophilidae. The transcript is spliced from 4 exons.
UUUCACACCGCAGCUGAAGAAAAACUAUGGUUUGUUUAAAGAAGUGAACCGGUCUAGACAUGUUAAUUACUAACGUAUAUCGAGCACGUGAUCUCACCCGGGGUAGUUGUCUCUCAGAACCCGUGUCUAUAUAAAGCGCAGUGCAAGUAUCACACAAACCUUUCAACGCUUCAGCUCGCGCAACUCUUGAGCGGCUACAUGAAUUUAUGUGUAGUUUUAAUUGGCUUGCUGCAGCUUCAAGCGGUGCUUGGCUCAGCAGCAAACUUGACCGCUUGGCGUCAGCAGCGCAGGCAAAAGAGAUUUUUAAUAUUCGAAAAUGGCGGCAUUGUAAAGGCUGUAACAGGCGUGUCCUUGCCCGUGGACUUUAUGGAGAUCAAUGCUUGGCGUCAGCUGGUCUGGCUUAUGAAUUUUCAUUAUCAAUUUGCGGAGCCCACCACGCCCAUUUAUUGGUGGAAGCUAUGGAGCGGCCGUGAGCUCAAGGGACCGCUCAAGCUAAACAAGAAGCAAGUGCAGCCAGCGCCAGAAAGCUUUGUAUUGGAGUCCGAGGUCGAUGUGCCGCAGCUAAUGCUCUAUGAGUUUGCAGUGCAGUAUAUGAAUCAACUGGGACAGCGAGGCAGCGACUGCUUGCAGCGCCUGAUCUGCGAGAAUGCGCAGGUGCAUGAGCACAGUGGACUCUAUGCGCAGCUGCUGCACAGGCUGCUUAGUCCGCACAAGUCGCUGAGCACGCACUAUUUAGACGCCUACGAUAUGGGCACACAUGGCAUAGAUUGUCGUCAUGCCUAUCCAGCGGCGCAGCCUUGUUUCCUGGACAAGUAUAUACACGUCCAUGUGCAAGGAGCUACGCAGAGUUAUACCUAAGAUUUACUUUAAGUUGUUCCCAAUUUAAAUGAGCGCCGGUUGCCAAUAAUUAGUGGGACACUUUAAUAAGCAGACUUCAACAAGCCUAAGACACAACAUUUACACAAUGAAUUAACACUUAACUAAACCAUUUGCUAAUCACAACUACACACAUAUAUGUAUAAAUAUUUUGUUUUGGGGCCGCAUAUGUUUAUUUUUUAUCAUCGUCGUCGUCAUCGUCAUCGGACACUUUCCACUCCACCUGAUAA